CCAAAUUUUGUGUAGUGUGCAAGAACGCUCUUCGUCCGAUUUUUCACUACUCGCUCGGCCGGGUUUCGUGCAAGGUCCCGCGGCAACUCAAGUUUUUCGUCCGCGGAAAGCGGAGUGCUUUAGUUGACAAACUUGGUAAGCGGAGCUUAGUUCAGGCGGACGAUAAUGGCUUUUUACACUCAACCGAUAAUCACGGACACCAAAAUACUGGCACUCAUAUCCGAAGUAAGAAAGGAGAAAGGGGUUCAUGCCUAUCUAGACGUACCACACAACGAAGGACAGAAAGCCUGGGAUAUUCAAACUACAAUCAGCGACUUGAUGAAAGCCGCUUCCAGUACACUGAAAUACACCGUGCUGGUUCGGGUACUCGCAGACGACUUCGGGUUCGCACUAGGGUUACACGACGUGAAGAAAAAUGUGGCCUUAGAAAUUGGCAAAUCAGCCAACAGUGCACCCUAUGGAUCAAUAUAUGAGAAUAGUGACUGGAAGCAAUUAAAUUUUGACAAGAAUUUCGACAUUAAAGCCGGAAACUUCAUGGUGUGCACAAUGAUACUCAAUGCGAGCAACGGCGAAACCUCCUAUGAAUUCAACGGAGAAGCGGCCCAAGCGAAAAGAACGUUCAGCGACAAGUCCUUGCUGAAGUAUGCAGUGGAAUCAAUUUACUACCAUCCCAACAUUUUUAAAAAUGUGGCUGUUAUGGAGCACCACUUCUUGUACAAAGAAAUUACUGCCGCUUUACCACGUGUUGAGAAGCGAGACCAGCUCGCUAAUGAAUCGGUCAAAGACUAUGCGACAGUUCUGCGAACUUUGGCCAAGGACUGCAACUUUGGCAACGUAGACUCCAUGACGGCGGACCCUGAUACGUCGGGCGGAAGCACGGAAUUCUAG
Dermacentor silvarum is the source of this 888-nucleotide messenger RNA. RefSeq lists its product as uncharacterized. The record is from RefSeq and is a predicted model, not a curated record. Bases 166 to 888 code for a protein of 240 amino acids. The transcript has 5 exons. NCBI's taxonomy places the organism in Eukaryota, Metazoa, Arthropoda, Arachnida, Ixodida, Ixodidae.